AUGGAUUACAACAACGUCAAGACGUCUGAUGCUGCUGCGGAGUUUGCUUCUUAUGCCCAAUCGGAAUGUAUGCAACCUGGGAACUUUGGCAACACGGAAGCUAUGGUCGACGAUUCUGCUGUGCCGAAACCCCCGCUAUCGUCGGAUUUCAUUGCGGCGCUCGCCUCUCGAUUUCUUCAGGAGAAAGCGAACCAAAUUGUUCUCGAUGAGACUUUGAAGAACUUGAAAUCGAUUGGAAAUGAGGGAUUGCCUCUCUCGGCUCCAUUGGCUCUUCAACCCAUGCAGCAAGCUCCUGUGCUAACUGCACCUACACUGGCCGACCUAUUCCGGCUAUCGAACCAGCCUGUCGAUGAAAACUUCAACUAUUACUAUAAUUAUUAUUACAAUUACUACUAUCAAAAAUACUACCAGUUAUACUACGAGCAUUACUACGCCCUCUAUACCCAAAAUAUUCCAUUGUAA
Molecule: messenger RNA, 462 nt
Organism: Caenorhabditis bovis
Lineage: Eukaryota; Metazoa; Nematoda; Chromadorea; Rhabditida; Rhabditidae
Source: the annotation of a GenBank genome assembly